AUGCGCACCUUCACUCCCCUCACCACUAUGCUCGCUCUCCUCCUUCUCACCGCCUCCGCUACUGCCCAAUGGGUCAGCCACCCACAAACCGUCUGCUCUUUCGAGAACACCGUCCCUAUCGCCGAUAUCGAACCAUUCCUCUCCCAGUAUGACUUUUAUAUCGACUGCUACGCCAGACGCCACAGCCUUCCACCCACCGGCAACAGCUGCACAAAGCUCUGGACAAACGGGAAGGAGCCCAACCUCAAGAUCGCGAUCCGCGUCUGCCCUCAAGAAACGAAGGACCCGCUUACCUGGCGCGAUGGCGUCGGAUAUGGUUGUCUCGAGGUUGCUAAUGUAGUAAGGAAAUUGGUGGCCGAGUGUGGGAGGGAUGGCAGGGUCGCUGGAAAGGCGAACCUUGGUCCCUGGGGACGGGGUUAUGUCGAGGUUAGAAAGAAGGAUUGGUUGAUGGCCUUGCUCGAUCUGAUUGGGUAG
Molecule: messenger RNA, 474 nt
Organism: Morchella sextelata
Lineage: Eukaryota; Fungi; Ascomycota; Pezizomycetes; Pezizales; Morchellaceae
Exons: 1
Coding region: 1-474 (157 amino acids)
Source: RefSeq, a predicted model, not a curated record